UCCACCCAUCGCUUUGCACCCGGCACUAUCUUGGCUGUUUGCCAGACGCUGUUCUCGAGAUGAAGACAGAGAAGAAGGACGGGGUGGACUGUGUCCGUGUUGGUCAGCGACGGUGCUCAGGCUUCAGGUCAGGUGUUCAGACCUCACCUUGGACAGAAUAUCACUCUGACAUGUCAAGUUUCCAACAAUGCCACCAUCGUAGCUGCAUGGUGGGCCAGACGAGACCUGAAGUCAGAAUAUGUCUUCUAUUACCGGGAUGGGCAGUCUGAUACCGACAUCCAGCAUCCAUCCUUCCAAAGCAGGGUGGUGUUGGCGGAGGGUGAGCUGAAGGAUGGCAACCUGUCCGUGGUCCUGAUGAAUGUGAGCAGCAGCGACUAUGGAGAAUACACCUGUGGCUUUAAGGAGCACAAAGAGGGAACAGUUGUCAAGAAUGAGUUCACCUGCAACAUCACACUGACAAAACCAGACCAACAUGUGACAGUGCACCCUGGACAUGACGUCACUCUGAGAUGUGAGGCUGGUGAUGUCUCCAUCUUAGUUGUAGAGUGGACCAGACCUGACCUGGAGCCACAGUACGUCCUCUUUUACAGAGAUGGACGCUUAGAAAUAAAGCGACAGCAUCCAUCCUUUAAAGGCAGGGUGGAGCUGGUGGACAGAGAGCUGAAGGACGGAGACGUGUCUUUAACUCUGAAGAAUGUGACCAGCAGAGACUCUGGAACAUACGAGUGUCGAGUUGCAGCAGGUGGAUCAAGAUACAGCAAGAGAGCCAUCAUUAAGACUGAUCCAAUCAGAGUCAUUGAGCUGGAGGUUAGAGGUUCAGAGAAGGAAAACUCCAUGGGUGGAAACACAGAGAAUGAACACCCCGUAAAUGGACACUUCCCUCAUCUAUACGUUGGACUGGCAGCAGGAGUUGUUGCAGUGCUUCUUGUAGCUGCUGCAGUGUUUCUUGCUGUCUGGAGAUAUAAACGACGUUCAGACCAGAGAUCAGAACGGCCUGCUGCUGAUGAAGAAGGAAACCUGUAAACCAUGUUUACCUCUGCUGUUUGAGACUCUUCACCAUGAUGGUCUGUUUCAGCCAGUCAUGUCUCUCCUCCAUGAAUCACUACCUCAUCAUGUGCAGUGAGUGCGAACAGAAUCUGUCAGGUUUUACUGAAAGAUCUGCUCGUAUUUUAUUUUUUAUACGUUAUUUAAAUUUUCAUGUUGCGUGAAUCCUGUUGUUUUGUGUAACGUAUGUAGAGACAUUUCACUGGAGUAAAUAAUUCUCCCUCCAUGAAUCACUACCUUAUGGUGGAGGAGGGUUUGUGUUAGGGUUGGGCGAUAAUACGGUAUCCCGCGGUAUCUAAAAAUAGCAACGGUAUCAGUUUCAUUACCGUCAUUAAAAAAAUCUGCCGCACAUAGGCCUAUAGGGGCCUGAUAUAAUAUUACAUAUAAUUUAUCUAUUAACUAUAUAAUAAUGAGUGUUUGUCCAGCACCUGUGUAUGUGUGGUUGAGUUUUCAAUUUAAUACUAAUUACAAUUUAAAACUAAUAAUAGGUUAUAAUGUUUCUCUUAUAACUGCCCUUAACUGUUGUCGGGAGAUGAUGUGGUGCACCUGAAAUAGUUUGACCAGUUAAACUUCUGACUGAGAGCUGGGAAUUUCUGACCUUCGAGUACAAUAAUAAACCACAACUACCUCCGCUAAAAUGUCAGGCUUUAUUUACGUGAGUGUUUGCUGGAAGAAUGGAGUGUUUGUAGCGACUUUUACGUGCAAAAAAGAGCAGUGAUAGGAGUCAGUUUAUAGGAGUUUGAGGUGGCGCCAUUUUGUGCCAAUGAGAGGUGUUAAGUGUUUAAGGGCUCCUGCACACUGUGAAUAUUUCAAAAAUAUAUUGUUUGUAACUAAGAUGCACUUUACUUGAUAUGGACUUGGUUAAAACUUAAAGAUUGAAACAGUUCAUUGAAUGUUGAUUGUUCAUGAUGUGAUGAAGUGUGUUUCCUGCUGAAAUACAUCGGUAAAACAUGUAACAUAAGCAUUACAUAGUAUUUUAUUACAGUGGCCUGUAAUUAUUACAGAAGUUUAAUGAAAGGUUUUACUUUAAUGUAAAAGUCAACAGUUUGUGUUUACCACAGAAACUGUAAAUGGAUGCUUUAGUGAAACUGUAAGAAAUGUGAGAUACUGAAAGUCAUGGACUUACUUACUAACAACUUGGCACCCAUCUACCUCUCCAACCUGCUGGAACCCUAUGUCCCUCCAAGGUCCCUCAGGUCCUCUGAUCAGCUUCUUCUAGCUGUCCCUAAAUCCAGGCUGAAGCUCAGGGGAAAUCGGGUUUUCUCAGUGGCAGCUCCAAAACUUUGGAACGAGCUGCCUCUGCAUGUUAGGCACGCCCCCACUCUGCAGGUGUUUAAAUCACGCCUCAAGACACAUUCUUUGGCUUUUUCAAACACAGCCUGAGUGAUUGGUGUUCUUCAUGUGACGCUGUGUAUGCUUUUUAUUUAUGAGUUGUGAUUGUGAGUUGUUACCUGUUUAAUUUUCUUUUACUUGUAAAGCUCUUUGGUCUCAGCUCUGUUGUUUUAAAUGUGCUAUAUAAAUAAAUUGGUAUGGUAUGGACUGAACAAAGGGAAGAGACUGGAAAGAACAAAAGAAACUGAAUCGCAUAGAACUGAAAUAUUUUGUUUACAUGUAACUUGUUAAUAAAACAACCAGGAGAAGCAAUCUGGAAGGAAA
This is a messenger RNA of Epinephelus fuscoguttatus (brown-marbled grouper), 2700 nucleotides long. RefSeq names its product butyrophilin subfamily 2 member A2-like. The record is from RefSeq and is a predicted model, not a curated record. The transcript is spliced from 4 exons. NCBI's taxonomy places the organism in Eukaryota, Metazoa, Chordata, Actinopteri, Perciformes, Serranidae. The coding region runs from base 355 to 1023 and encodes 222 amino acids.